Messenger RNA from Anoplophora glabripennis (Asian longhorned beetle), 2742 nucleotides. RefSeq names its product probable cytochrome P450 4d14. The record is from RefSeq and is a predicted model, not a curated record. Gene Ontology annotation, molecular function: monooxygenase activity; heme binding; oxidoreductase activity, acting on paired donors, with incorporation or reduction of molecular oxygen. The transcript is spliced from 14 exons. NCBI's taxonomy places the organism in Eukaryota, Metazoa, Arthropoda, Insecta, Coleoptera, Cerambycidae. Bases 127 to 2742 code for a protein of 871 amino acids.
GCGACCACAAAUGGUUGUGUUUGCGAUCGGCCUUAGUAGUAAUUUUACUUAAAAACAAAUUUUAUCAUUAAAAAUUAUAAAAAGCUUGUGCCACUUAACUGAACUCUCAUUUCUGUUGUAACAGACAUGGGUGUCUCGUUAUACAUUUCACUCGUUAUUUUUAUUAUAACAUGUUCGUACGUCCUCUACAAUUUUUGUACAAAUUACACACGGAAAAGAAAGUUGCAAUGGCUCCCUGCCGUGCCCGGAUGGCCUAUGAUUGGAGCUGCUCUUGAAUUUGGCGGCGGUUGUGGAACAAUCUUAGACGAUGCUGACAGACUAAUAAAACAAUAUGGCAAGAUAAUCUACAUGGAUUUGGUAAUGCAGUCAAAUAUUCUAACAACUGAUUACGAUUUUGUCGAGUAUUUGUUAAGCACGCAGGAUGUUCUGACUAAGUCCGUGGAUUACAGGUUUCUACACAAUUGGUUGGGCACUGGAUUGUUAACUAGCGAAGGCGAGAAAUGGAGGGCACGCAGGAAGCUGAUAACACCUGCAUUUCACUUCUCGUUCCUGGAAAAGUUCACUGACGUAUUUGAACAAAAUUUGGACAUACUGAUGUGGGAGCUGAAAAAUGAAGUCAAUGAGGAUUUUACUAAUAUUUACUCUUUCUUAAAUCGCUUUGCACUAGACGCAAUAUGUGAGGCAGCUAUGGGGGUGUCUAUAAAUGCACAGAAAGACAAACAAUUGCGUUACGCGAAAAACGUAAGGGAAAUGUGCAGGAUAUCCAUGGACAGGAUAUUUUCCAUUGCAAAAAAGAGUGAUACUCUGUACGCGUUUUGUCCUGAUUUUUAUAAAGAGAAAAAAGCCGUACAAGAACUCCACGCGAUGACGUAUUCCGUGAUAGACGCCAGAAGAAAGGAGCUCGAACUGAAUGGAACGAAACACUUUGAUGAAAGUGUUGGGGAAAAAGAAAGAAUGACUUUUUUGGAUAUUCUCCUUCGGUCCACCAUCGAUGGAGAACCCCUGUCUAGGGAGGAUAUCAGGGAGGAAGUGGACACAUUUAUGUUCGAGGGACACGAUACUAUUUCUUCAGCUGCGAGUUUUGCAUUAUAUUUACUGGCAAUGCAUCCAGAAGUCCAGAAACGGGCUGUAGAAGAGCAAAAACACAUAUUCCACGACGACAUAAACAGAAAGGCAACCUACAACGAUUUGCUGGAAAUGAAAUAUCUGGAAAACGUCAUCAAGGAAACCCUAAGGUUAUACCCACCAGUACCCCUGUUAGGCAGAGUGACCACUCAAGAUAUCCAAUACAAAGGUAACAUAAUUCCAAAGGAUGUUAACAUUCUGGUAGUCAGCUAUAGUAUUCUUAGGGACCCAGAUAAUUUUGAGAAUCCAGAAAAAUUUGACCCAGACAGGUUCGAAAACAAUGACGGGACUAGGCCGUAUUCUUAUAUCCCCUUCAGUGCUGGACCCCGGAACUGUAUAGGCCAAAAGUUUGCCAUGUUGGAACUGAAAAGCAUUCUGUCCAGAACGUUGAGAAAUUUUGAACUACACCCACCUACAAUUGAACAUAAAAUGGUGUUAAUUGCUGAGGCAGUCCUGAAGUCUUCAAAUGGAGUCAGAGUGAGGCUGGCAAGAAGAGAAUGGUCGGCAAACUGGAGGAAACAAAGACGAAUGUUAAAUCCGUCGUUCCACGUUUCAAACUUGAGUAGAUAUAUAGAAGUUUUUGAAAAAAAUGGGGGUAUUUUGGCGAAAAAACUUGAAAAAGAAGGGGACAAUGACAGUGUGGAUAUAUAUCCACUGAUGAAUCUCUGCACUCUCGACAUUAUUUGCGAGGCGGCUAUGGGGAUUUCUGUAAACGCCCAGACGAACAGCAAGUCGGAAUUCCUCGCUAGCUUGGCGUCCAUCACCGACUUAAUGGUGAUCAGGACACUCGUUCCUCUGCCUGACUGGCUAUACUGUUUCACUCCGAUGUACUUCCGGGAAAAGCGGAUGCUGAAAACGUACCAUUCCUUCACGGAAGGGGUGAUAGAGAGGAGGAUUGAGAGUUUGCAAAAUGAAAGUGGCGAUGAGUUUUUCGAUGAAAAGAAGAGGAUGAAUUUCCUUGACUUGCUGCUGAAGACAGAGGUGGAUGGUAGGCCGCUCAAUAGGACUGAGAUCCGGGAUCAAGUGGAUACUUUCAUGUUUGGGGGUCAAGAUACAACAGCGUCAUCAAUGACUUUCAUCUUAUACUGUUUGGCCCACCAUCCAGAGGUUCAGGAAAAGGCGUACCAAGAACAGAAGCUCCUUUUUGGAGGUAACGUUGCACCUGAAAUCACCAUAAGGGACCUACAAGAUAUGAAAUAUCUAGAAGCUGUGAUCAAAGAAACAAUGAGGAUGUACAGUCCAGCGCCCUUUAUAGCGAGGAAGAUUGAAGAGGAACUAGAAUGGAAUGGGAUGACAUUUCCAAAGGAUACAGACAUAGUGUUGUUCCUGUAUGACAUUCACCAGAAUCCUGAAGUUUUUCCUGAACCUGAGAAAUUUAAACCAGAGAGAUUCGAGGAUGACGCCGGCAAAUAUCAGUACAAUUUCGUACCGUUCAGCGCGGGACCUCGCAAUUGUAUAGGGAAAAUGUUUGGUAUGUUAGAAACAAAAAGCGUCGUCUCGAAAAUCCUCAGGAAUUUCUUAGUCCUUCCAGCCAAACCACACCAAGAAGUAAAACUUUCCCCAAAAGUUGUGUUAGCUCCCAUAAAUGGAUGCUAUGUGUCUUUCAGGAAAAGAUGA